AUGACAGACCAGGGCGAAAAGAAGGGUCUUUGGAGCAUACUCCGAAGGGCAAGCACUAGGAGACACUCCGCCAAACCUCCACCCAAGGAUCUCGAACCUAGAGAAUACCAUCGCCCCCGCCGAGCUAGUAACGGCGACGCUGGCAAUGCGCCCUUUCGCCGAAGCAUUGGCUCUGCUCCCGAUCUUACCUACGACAGUAACCGCCCCACGAGCGCAGAAGAUGACUCUCCCAGCAUGCGCCGCAGGGCGAAAAGAGGACAGCCUGAUCCCGAACCUGAGCCCCGGUCUUCUCCAAUAAGAUCGAAAUCCUCUGGCUUCUUGAACAAAGGUCGCUUAUCAAACGGAAGGCGCCCAGUUCGCGCUCGAGAACCUACGUUAUGGCCGCCUUUGGGUGUUUCUGUCGACGAUGAGCUACCCCCUCAGCAAGCCCUUGAGCUUGUCGCCCGUGGUGCUCCCGCGCAUAAAGGACACAAACGUCCCAUACCGCACCAACCUGAAGAAUUCUACUCCCUCCAUACGACUUCCAGCGGCAACCGAGCUGAUGGCAAGACUUCUGAUCUUACUGAUGUUGCCAAUCUUCACGACUCCAUGACCCAGCUCAUGACCUUGCGCUUAAUAGGGCCCGGGUACGCAGACCGUUCAUGGGAGACUCUCGAGAGACCCAGCUACGCUUUCUACUUUGGCCAUCUUCCGGGGACAAUCACGCUCAACGAAUGGGCAUCCCAGUCCAGUGUCCUUCCGCCCACAAUUGCCACCCGUGAUGCUGGUGUUAUGCCUCGGACAAUGAGUCUCGAGAGCAUAUUCGACCGCUUGCAAGAGCUGCGACAUGGUAUUGAGGACGAUGAUGAGUCUCUGCUGUAUCGUGUUCUUUAUAAACGUAUUCUAAGGGACCCCGACAAGUUCCUCAAUCCUCACCGAACCUUGGACAAGCAAAUUACCGAUCUUAUUCUUGUCCUCUCGCGCCCCGAUUGGAUCGACUUUAGCAACCCGCGCAACCAGGUUGCUACCCGAUUUAUUUUUGACAAAAGUCCUGCGAACCAGGAACAAUUCCACAAGUUCUUCCACCAGCUUCUCCUCAGUCUUGAGCUUGAGUUGCGCAUACAGUCCGACCAGCACAGUGACUGGGCGAAGGAAAAGUUGACCUCGCAAAUACCCCCAUCAAUACAGUGGAAUUUGGCCCUGGCCCGUCGCUGGCAGGACUUUGUUCGCGUUGAUGAUGUUGGCAAGACGCCCGAGGAAAUUCUCCUUCGGUAUAAGUUGAAGAAGCGUCAAAUCAGGAUGCUGAGGCGUUUUGCUCAGAUGAUGAGAUGGCCCAACCUGACCGAUACCCUUGAUAAUAUGAAACAGAAGGAUUCGGAAUUGGCCUUGGACGAGGUCAGCUCUGAUGCAUUUGCCUUCUUUAGCGGCCUCGUGCUGCCUGGUCAAACGUUUCCCUUUUUGAUAAUGAACACCCUUUUGGAUCUCGACCCCGAUGGUGCAACUGACAACCUUGCGCUUCUGUCUCAUAUGCAUCCUCACUGUGGUUUCCAGUACAAGAACAGCUACACAUAUUGGUCGGCCUGUUCGAUCGUUGGAAAAGUCUUAGCACCUACAUGCCACGCAGUUGCUGGCUGGAUUGGCCCGGCGCGUCCUACCACGGAUCUUGAUCCAACUCAGAUCGCACGAAUUCGAACCCGGAAACCCAAACAGCGAAUGAGUCCCCAGGAUGUCGAAUCUAUGGGAGAGCGAUCUGACCCGCUUGGUCCUGCGGCUGAAAGCUACCCAGUAGACGAUUAUCAGCCGGUGCGCCCGAAAGGUCCAGAAGAUGCUACUGAUACGGUACGGAUAGAACUGUUAAGUCUCAAGACAGCGGAUCGACCUGAGGACGCAUCUAUCAGCUCGGGGCUAUCAAAGUUGUUUGAUGCAACAAUACAGUUCGCCAUCGACGGAGUGUCAUGGCCACUGCGACUCAUGUAUGAUGUAUCGUUCUUGGCCGCAUGGCCGUGUUCUGAUGGUCCGCACCCGCUCUUUUUUGACUACAUCUACACGUCAAUUCGCGUAGACUCCAUCGUUGGAGUACGAGACUGGGGAGGUCUUUACGGGGGUCCGCAAUUGCAUAGUGUGCGAUCAAGUCCUGGGCCAGAUACGAUGCGAGGACCAUACCAGGACAUGUUCAGCAAGAGCUUCAACCACAGCCGCGCUCCAUUGAAUGGUUUCCUUCACACUGGGGCACCCGAAGAAGACGAAAAUGACGACGAGAAGGUUCUCGUGGUAGAGGCAUUCGGCGUACGCGACAACGAAGUUCUGGCACGAGCUUGGUGCUCACACUGGGGUCUCAAUGCCGUGGUGGCGGAUAUUCGCAGAACUUGUAUGGCAUGUGCCAUUCGCGAAGCGUAUGCGGCAACGCUGACAGUGGUGAUCCUGGUAGAAGGCCAGGAGUAUCCCAAUAAUGAAUGA
This is a messenger RNA of Fusarium sp. VM40, 2436 nucleotides long. Lineage: Eukaryota; Fungi; Ascomycota; Sordariomycetes; Hypocreales; Nectriaceae. The record is from the annotation of a GenBank genome assembly.